AGUACAUUUUCAUACAUCGCGCGUGAAACAACGAGAAUAAAAAAUUCUUCGCGAUCUCUGCGAAUAAAAAAAAAAUAAUAAAUAUUUUUGGAACGUGAUUUGAGUGCGAAAUUAAGAGGCAUGAAAGAAAAUUCUUUGGCCUCAAGUUUUAUGUUUCUGUUCAUUUGUUGUUUCUUGAAAAAAGAUCAAAUUUUAUGAAUCAAAAAAAAAAAGACUCUUGAGUGCAAUAAAAAAUAAGAAGAAAAGAGAAAAGAAAUCAUCCGACAUUUUGGGCCCGUCUGUAAUUUAAUUCUUUCCCAUUCUAAUAUGCUAAAAUAAUAAAAGAAGAAAAAAAUAUAAAUUUGAAAAAAAAAUUCAUUCAUUCGUUCGCUUGCAAUAUAAUAACUGCAAUAAUAACAAAUAAUAUUGUAUAAUGAAUUUAAUUCAGAAAGUGCAAUAAGGAAGAAGAAAAUGAGAAUUGAGAACAAAAAAGGAAUAACAUCACAAGAAUAAGAAGAAGAAAAAAUGAAAUUUUGUGCAAAAUGAUUGAGAAUUUAAUUUAAAAGAAGAAUUAUGCCAUAAAUGAAAUCUAACUAUAGAGAAUUAACUGCAUAAUAAAAGUCACACAAAUACAAUUUUGAAGAAUUAAUACGAAAAAACGAGGCGAGCACUUAAAAUUAAAAUAAUAUUUGCUGCGCUGUACAAGACUGUGGAGAAGAAACCUUUCAACAUAAUAAAUUGUAUUUUAAAAGGGUAUCUGUCAAAUAAAUUCAUCACGUUGACAUCUUCAUUGAUGCAAUCAGCUCAAAGAUGUUCCAACAAAAAGACAGCAGCAUGCGGACACCAAAUGUCCAAAAUUACAACAAUGGUGUGAAGCAUCAUCAACAAAUUGGUAACAAUAGCGCUAUAAAUCAAACGACAACAGAAAAUAACACUAAUAACUUCAAAUCACAUCAUCAAUCUAAGUCGUCAUUCAUUAAGUUUCUGAAUCCAUUUAGUAGUAGUAAAAGUAAAUCACAGACUAUAAUUGAUAAUAAAAAAAAUAGUGACAGUGAUCAAAAGACGAAUAGUGUUAAAGUAUUAAAACAAUUUUGGAAUGAUCAGAUUAAGACUGCAAAAUCGUCUGAGAACUUAAGUCAAAAAAGUGCAACAAUAAAAUAUUUUUCGCAAUCAAAUGAUAGUCUCAACGAUUAUCGACGAACUGAGAAAUCACUAACAUUAGAUAGUAGUUUAAGAUAUCCAUUAGAUGACUUUAACAAGUUUAAAGACGCUAAUUUUGUGAGAACUAAGAAAAAUAAAUUAUUUGGUGGAUAUAGUGAGUGCAAUAAUCAAUUAGAUCCAGUAAAAGUAAGAAAAUAUUCACGGCCCGAAAGUUCAAAUCUCAAUGACUGUCACUUUCCACAAGUAUCAGCAACCGGUGGUAAAAUUCAUUGGGCAAAACGUGAAGAUAUUUUCACAGCAAAAGUCAAAUCUCCAACCGAGAAUACAAAUAAGAAUAGUGAUAGCAUCAUGUCGGUAAAAACAAAUAAGACAAAUGGUUCUGCUGCAGCUGCCUCCACCUCUUCAUCAUCCACAACAAACAACAGUAAUGGGAAAACUUUUGAAAGUAAAAUUCAAGAAAAUGUUGUUAAUAAAUCAUCAAAAGCAUCGAGGAGUGCACGAUCCGAUUCCAUGACCUCAUCCAUUGCAAGCUCAGUAGGAUCAACAAAUUCCUCAAAUACUAAUAGUGCAAGUAGAAAAAUUAGUUUUAAAACCAAUCCUUCAACAACAUCAUCAUACAUGAAUAAGAAGCUUGCGGCUAAUAAUAGCGGCAAUAGUAAUAAAGUAGCACAGAUUGCUCAAAGAUUUAAUCAAAUGAUUCAGCAGGAUGCCACAAUCUUAGAAGAGGUUAAGAAACGUGGUGGAUUCGUGGUACAUCGCUCAGGCGGUCGUGUAUUUAAAAUUAAAGAAGAGAAAGCAACAACAGCAGCACCAGCAACAAGUUGUAGUAAUAGCGAUAAGGGAAAUGGAAGUCUUACAAAGAAAUCCAUUAAUAAUAAUUCUGUGGAUGAUACAUCUGCUGCGGCAUCAGAUGAUGCAAUAAGCCUACCAAGCAUUGGAAAAAACAGCACAAGGAAGAGGAGUUCAUUGAGAAAACGACCAAGUAUAAGAAUUAUGGUUGAAUCGCCUCGCAAAGAUGGAAAUGGCAAUGUGCUCACAAAACGUCAAUUAUAUGAGGCAAAUGUUGUGAACAAAGAGACGAUUGUUAUUAAACCAAAAGUACCAGACAAGAGUGAACGAGUAUUGGCAAAAACAAAAGAAUUAAAGAGCAAGAAAAUAUUGAAUGAAAUUAUGAAGACUGAUGCAACAAAAGCUGUAAAAACUAAUGAAGCAACAUCAAAUACAUCAAAUAAGGAAUUAAAUAAUAAUAGUAACACAGAUUUAAAUAGCACUAUCAAUAACAACAGCAACAAGAAAGAGGAAGAUCUAUUGCCGAAAAUAGAUGAAACAAUUGAGCCAAUCAAGGACACGACGACAUCGAAAAAUAACUUUAGAAAAAUUUACGAUAAGCUUACAUUUAGAUCAACAUUUUUGUAUGGUAAGAAGGCUCAUAAUAAGCAAGAAAUGACAUCGACGUGUAUAGAACAAAAAGAAAUAAUUAUGACAGAGGCCAGCGAUAGUGAAAAGAAAGACGAAAAUGAGGAAGCAGCUGAAAAUAAUAAGCCACUUAAUGACAAGCAAUCGUCGACUUUAGUUUCUGAGAUUGAUGAUGAUUUUGAGCUUAAGCCAAUUGAUUUGAAUCUAAAUGUCUAUUUCAACAAUGAGAAUUUAUCAAAUAACGUGAUAGAGGAGAAAAAUAUCACCAGUCAAGGUCCGCAAAUCGUAGACUUAGAGAUAAAUGAUGUCACAAUGGAGUCUAUAAAUGCAAAUAACAAACUUGAAAAUCAACAGCAAAAGCAAGCGGCAAUCGAGAUGAAACCAAACAGCUCAUUUUUAUUCCGUACACAGCCUUUAACAAAAGUUGAUACAGCAUGUGAUACAUUCAUUCGUAGCAUGCUCAAUGAGAAUUCUUUACCAAACGAUGUGGAUAAUAUCGAAACUAAUUUACCAUCAAAAACCGAUUUGUCUGCCUCAACUGGUAGUGUCGUUGAUUCGUUGAGUGUUAAAGUCGAAAUACAAGUCGAAAACGAUUAUGAAAUAAUUUCAAGAGAGGACUCAAAUGACAACGACAUUGAUAUGCUUGCGAAAAUGCAAAAGAAGAAUUUCGAAUGUGAUGACAUUGAUGACAAAAGUAAUAAUAGCAAUGCCAAAACUGGACUGAAAAAUGAGACAGAGCGGAUAGUUGAGAUAGAGAUUGAAAAAAAGGAAGAAGAAGAGGAACCAGUUGAAAAUAUUUAUCAAUCACUAUGCGAAGUGAAGGGUAGUAUAAUUAAUGGUGAUGAUACAAUGAGUGUUAAAAGUUACGAAUCUUUUGAAAAUUACGAUGAGAUAAAGCAAAAUAUUUUAGACAAUAAGAUCAAUUUGUCAGAUAUUCUAAAAUGCGAGGACGACUACAUUUUCCCAGAGGCUAUUAGUGAGAUACCACCUGAAUUGCCUGCACCGCGUCAAAAGCACUCCAUACCAAAAAUUUCCUCACCAAUAUUAACUUCCACAACAUCAAAUCUAGUUCAAGCCAAUUUGUCUGUGCCAAAGCUUUGUAAUAUAAACUAUGAAUUACAAAAAUCAAACAGCUGUAACUCAACAACAUACGAGAGAAUAACAUACGAUCAACUUCCAAAACAUUCAAAACAACAACAACAUCAAACAUAUCAACCAUUACCACCACGAAACAUUUCAAACAGUAAUACAAAUAUAAAUAAAAACAACCAACAAUCAACAGAAAACAUUUAUGAUACAAUCAAAAACGGUGAUACACGAUCAAUAUCAACCGACUAUGAAAAAAUUCCUGAGCUUGAUAACAAUUGUGUUGAUAAAAAUAUUCGAAGAAAAGAUACUCAACGGAAGCAGGAGGAUUGUGAAUCAUUUGAUAUGAGCGAUGAUGCUGACAAUCCAUACAAGAAUUCCAAGAAUGAUACAAUGUCAAUAAUUUCCAACUGUUAUGAAAGUAUCAGUCUAAAACAGAGCUACUCGACAAUUAAUCAAAUAUUGAGGCAUGCGAUAUCUACAUCAACUUUAUCAUCUGAGCAUCGAAUUAAUAGUAUUUAUGGAAUAGGACAGAGUUUAACGCCACCAAGUGAUAGGAGUGGUGGUAGCGAUAAUAGUGAUGAGUGGAUUGAUGUGGAAACAGAGGAUGAAGCUGAGACUAAUGAUCGAUUUAUUGUAAUCUGUAAGAAAACCAAAACACAUCGAAAUGCUGAUUGGUCGCGAUUAAUUCGCCAAAAGCUUGACGAAUGGGAUGUUUUUGUAUCAUCAAAAUCUUGCAUUUACAUAACAACUAAUGAAUCAAAAAUAACUUCAUCAACUGCCAAUCGUAUCGAUGCAUCAGAACUGCCGAUUGUUGAGCCAAUUUAUGAAAAUAUAGAAAGAGACGAUGAUGGAGUAAAUAUUGUGCCAUCUGACAAUAAUAAAUUUACUAUUUACGUAAAUUAUGAUGAUAUCAUCAAGGAACAUAAAUGUAAUAAAAGUUCCGUACGGCUCUUAGAGCCCGACGUUAAACUCGUGCAUAUACAUAUGAAUGAAGAUGACAUUGUUUACCGCGCAAAUGAAAAUAAUUCAAAUAGCAGCGAUGAUGAUGAAGAUGACGAUGAGGAAAAUAACAAUUGUAAUAAUAGUAACUACAUUAAAAGCACGUCAAAAAUGAUACAAUGUCAACAGAUUUCAAUGUACAUUGACGAUUCAGAUCAUCAUUAUGAAUCACUUUAUUCCAUUCAACAACAGCGUGCCGCAUUAGAAGAAAAUUUAGAGAAAGAUAAACCGUUAGAUCUGGAUAAUAAUCAUCAAAAUUAUUUUAUCAAAAAACUUGAUAAUGAAGACGAUUAUAGUUCAUUUGAAAGUGAAGAUGAGGAAGAGAAUUUAGAUGGGAAGCCCCAGUCAGCUGAUUUAAACAUUGCAAAACUACCAGAUCCACCACAAAAUUCGACCGGACAGGUUUAUGCUUUUGUACAACGUAUCAAAAAUUUCGGUUCCAUUUCUAAAAACGAAAUAUCGAAAGGAAUUAGUAAAAUUGCAAAGAAACGUAGCAGUUUAGGUAAAGUGCCAACUUCAAAGUUCUACGAGACAACGGAUAUUGUUGAGGAAGCGCCAACAACACCAACAUCAGAAAUAUAUAGUCCACCAAAAACAUAUGAUAAUAAAAGUAUUAGUAAGAAAUCUCGUGGGUUAUCAAAACUCACGAAAUUAGGUCGAAAUACAAUCAAUAAACUGCCAACAUUCAUCUUAAAUGAUCAAUAUGAACAAUCUGAGUUUCGUUCAUCAAAUGGAUCAAAAGAAAAUCACGAAAGUAAUUCUAGUCUUAAUAAAUUAAGUAAUCAUAAAGGAGGAGAUUUUGAUAAUGAUGUUGAGUAUCAAAAUCAGAAGAAUAAUAAAAGUUUUAAGGCAAAAUUCCGUAAAUCUAGUUCACCGUCCAUUGGCUCAUCAUCAACAUCGAAUAUUUAUAGUGCACUAAGUAGUAAGACCAGUACUUUCUAUGUAACAGACUCAUUAGAUGUAGAUUCAGGCAUAUUUGCUGUAAAUGAAAAAUCAACAAACUCGCCAGACAAUUCAAAUCUCAAUUUAAAUUCAUCGUCAAAUCCAAACAUAAGCUGUGAUCCAAAGCGUCGUUCAAUAGCAGCAAUCAAUACAAGUCGACCAGUUGAAAAACCACCUCCACCUCCUUCGGAACGUAUAAGACGAAUAGGAACAACAUCAUGGUAUGCUGAAUGUGGACUCUUUAAAUCAGGCAGUGAGCAAGAUGAAAGUGAGAAGAAUGAGAAAGUGACAAUGAUGUCGUGGUAUCAAGAGAGUGGACUCUACCAAACCAGCAAUAAUUCUGUUGCAAGUUCAAGUGGAAGUUCUGGAGUCUCAACGGGUGGUGAAUGUAGUCCAUGUGGCGAUGAAAAUUCUCAUAGCAUGUUUCUAAAUGAACCGCUUUACCAACUUUACACAGCUGCAAAGCUUGAGUCUAUUUCGUCAAGUGAAUUUGAGCCUGAAAAUGAAUCAGAUGGAUAUGAAGAAAUUCAUAAGAAAGAUUUAGAGGCAAUGAUCAUCAGCAAAAAACCGUCAAGGCCAUCAGCAUUACAAUUGAUUGAACCAAAUCAAGGGCCAUCGAGGACGUUGUGGAGUGAGGUACCUGAAGUUAUACAAUCAGAAAUUUUAUCAUCAUUAACAACGAAUGAGAAAAGACUACAAGAAGCAAAAUUUGAGAUCUUAACAUCUGAAGCUUCAUAUUUAAAGUCAUUAAAUUUAUUAAAAUCACAUUUCAUGAACCAUCCAGCAUUUCGAGAUCCACAAAACCUUGAUCCUCAAGACCGAAAAGCUCUUUUCUCAAACAUCAUUCCAGUUCAAGAAUGUGCUGACCGAUUGCUUUGUGGUUUGGAAAGUUGUUGGCAGGACAGUAUAAUGUUGAGUAACUUAGCAAAACAUAUUUUCAAGCAUGCGGAGAAACACUUCCAUGUUUACAUAUCGUAUUGUGAGAACCAAGGACGACUUGAUAGAACACUGAAGAGAUUAAAGGAAACAAAUAUUCCAUUUAAGGAGACACUCGACAUACUUGAAAACGAUCCAAUUUGUUGUGGUCUCACUAUUCAUUCAUUCCUCAUGUUGCCAAUGCAGAGAAUAACUCGCUUGCCAUUGCUUAUUGAUGCCGUUAUGACCAAAUUAAAAUCAAAUGAUGAAGAAUUUGACGAUUGGAAAAUGGCAAUGGCAAUCGCAAAUAAGGUUGUUGACCAAUGUAACCAAGCUGCCAAUCGUUGUGAGCAAGCUUUUGAAAUGGAAACGCUCUCGAAACAAAUUGAAUUUCAACAAAAUGUAACUCCAUUCCCUCUAAUACCGUUCAAUACAGCAAAUACCGGAAAUAAUAGACUCACACGAACGCUUGUAAGGCGCGGUGAACUCACACACAUCAUCUAUCGUGGUGAUGAUGCAAAAUUAACAUUUGGCAAGAAAGCUACUGUUAAGAAAAAUAUUUAUUGCUUCCUAUUUACGGAUGUCAUUAUUCUAACGAAAAAGAAGAGUGAUGAGUCUUAUGUCGUUUUCGAUUAUUGCCAAAGAUCGUUACUUCAAUUAUCAUCGGGUGAUGUAAUCCCACAACUUCCCGUCAAAGAUAUGAGCACUACUGGAAAAUAUAUCAUCUUCAUGUCACUGCUUGAAAAUAAUGCUGGAAAACCUGUUGAUUUAAUCUUGCAAUGUCCAUCUGAGACUGAACGACAACGAUGGCUUCAAGCAACAGCACCACCAACAUCAGAAAACCCAUACGAAACGCUUUAUGAGCAAUGGGAUUGUCCACAAGUUAUUGUGAAGCAUGCCUAUCAAGCACUUGAGCCCGAUGAGCUCACAUUAGAUGUCGGCGAAGCUGUGAACGUGUUGCGGAAGAUGAAAGAUGACGGUUGGUAUUUUGGUGAGAGAAUACGAGAUGGUACUCAAGGCUGGUUCCCAGGCAAUUUUACAAUGGAAGUGCAUUCAGCUCACGUUCGUGCUAGAAACUUAAAGCAACGACAUCGACUACUUCUAUACACUGCCACUUAUUUGGAAGCUCAAAAAGACAUAAAUAAUAUUAAGAGAAAAUGAGACUUAAAAAUUCCAUUGGAACUUCCAGUCGCGCUCAGAUUUUCAUGUUUGCAAAAUGAUUUAACAUUUUCUCUCUCACAUGCGAGAGAGGAAUAGUUGAUGUCAAUGAUCGAUCAUUGUUGAAGCUUAUAACAAGUGGCGAAUCUAGUGGUGGGAAUCAAAAGCUUUCGAUCAAACAGACGAACGACUUACUUUUUUGUAAAUGUUACUUAUUCCUUUUCCUUAUUUCUUAUUUAUAGUCAAUUGUGAUACGUAAGCUUUUUAUUUUAAAUGAAAAGAUUUAGAAUUGAUAUGAAUAGUCUUGCCGAUAAACAUUUUUAGGAACGAAGAAAUUAUUAAAAUUUAUUAUGAAAAUCAUUUGUAGCUUUUAUUAUACUUAUUAUUAUGCUAUUGUUUAUAAUUGAAACAUAUUUGGGGCAAUAAAAGAAGUAUUAUCAUUGAACAUA
Molecule: messenger RNA, 8108 nt
Organism: Chironomus riparius
Lineage: Eukaryota; Metazoa; Arthropoda; Insecta; Diptera; Chironomidae
Source: the annotation of a GenBank genome assembly